Molecule: messenger RNA, 2100 nt
Organism: Aplysia californica (California sea hare)
Lineage: Eukaryota; Metazoa; Mollusca; Gastropoda; Aplysiida; Aplysiidae
Product: putative transcription factor tau subunit sfc9
Biological process (GO): transcription initiation at RNA polymerase III promoter
Cellular component (GO): transcription factor TFIIIC complex
Molecular function (GO): protein binding; histone acetyltransferase activity
Source: RefSeq, a predicted model, not a curated record
UAUCUCUGGUAAAACUGGCAUUCGGAUCACUGACCGGAAGAAGUUGGUUUCUCUUCUCUACUUUCACUAUCGUUUCUCUCAGUCUCAUGUCGUUCGAUGAUGAUGGUAACUUUGAACUGUCGCGGUUGUUUGUAAAGAUCCAAACUGCAAUCAAAUAGCCUAUUUAUUUUUUAAGUAUGGCAUAAGUGCACAGAGUACAUUUUUAGGACGAAGUAGAAAAGAUACAAGAACUCUAGAUCUAGAGUAGAGUCUUGUGAAAUCAUUUUUCACCAUGGCACAAGAAUUUUGUAUGGAAGUCCUGUCUUUGAGAGAGGAUGUCUCCAAAGCUGAGCUGAUUCGUUCCAGAAAAUCUAUUUCUUGCUCGAAGGACAAUCAUUUGGUCUUGUGUGGAGCUAGCACAAUCUUCAUCAUUGAGAUGACUGUGUCUACUGAUUCAAGUCCAGAAAAUGAAGUUUUGUCUGUGAGAAUGUGUACAACACCUCAAAUUACAUCACUUGAACGAUUUUCGUUUCCGGAAGGAUUGCUGAAUGCGGAAAUUUCUUGUAAACAUAUUUCAGAAGAGCAUCGACAGCAGCUGAUCAUUGAUCCGUCGUUGUACGCUGAAUUCUUCAUAGCUUCCCAUAACUCGGACCUCUUCGUCCGUGCAUUGCCAUCACCAACAACAUGCAACUCAAGUGACAGACCCUUGUUGGCAGCUCUUACUCAGAAUCAUAGAAUCAUCUUUUAUGAGGAAGGAGUUCAAGAGUGGGUACAGGUGGUUGAAAUGAGCGACCUAAUUAAGGCCCACAUGUUGUCCGGUGUGAAGACUCCGAUUGUCCUGGGCAAACGUAUGAGUUUUGAGGAGUACGUCAACCUGGCCUACGGGAUGAGCACAACUGAGAUGGCGUGGUCUUCUGUGUUCUGUCCAGAGGAGAGCUCUGACGGGUCCUUUUAUCUCUUCUUCACCGGGAUGAGGAACGGCCUCGUCCAUGUCUGGAAAAUUUCCACUUCUCUUGGCACGAGGCUUACUGGCCGUUGGUCAGCUGAACGGCUCCCUCUAUGUGCUGGACGUCCGCUGGGAGGAGAAUGACCCCGGUCAACUGAAGCUGGAUCAACUUUUUUCCGACGAACGAGCCGACGACCUCCCAGUGUCCAGCCUCGACUGGUCUCGGGUAGACCAGGACACAACAGCCCUGGUGGCGUGCAAGGAGUACUAUGUGUUGAUGUACGCGUACAGUCACAGUGGACGUACGGCAACGUUCUGCUCCCAUGAACGUCUGGACUGUAGCCUCCCCCUGCAAGGGAUUUCCCUCCACAACGGCCGAGGUGUGAUCUCCUCUCUAGACAGUCACCUGUAUGGGGUCAACUGUUGCAAACAUGCAGACAAGGUGAAGAUGUCGGUGUUCAAGAUGAAACCGCUGGCCUUGCCCUUGUUUGCGGAGAUCGAGUUCCUCUGCUACGGCUGUACGAUGUCGGCCAAUGGAAUGUUUGCGUUAUCUGUACACAGACCAAAUCGGAAUCUUCCGCGAGGCUCCAAAAAGAUGCUGAUUGACACAUAUAAGGUCACUCUGACAAUGCCGUUUUCCUUCUCCAAGUCCGUUGUCUCCAGCCUGACCACGACAGCUCCUGAGUCCUCGGUGGCGGAUAUCUUGAUCUGUCUGCGACAGCACGUGCGAGAUCUGGCGGACAGCGAGGACAAGGACGACCUCAGGACAUUGUACCAGACGCUCCGCGCCUCCGAUGACCUCAGAGUUCUACAGGUGCUCAGAGAUAUGCUGACGUACACUGGCCAGUUUUACAGAAGAAGGAGGAAGCAGGAGCUGGAGUGGGUGAAGGAAGCGUCGGCAACAAUCUUCACACAGCUUCUCCUCAGAUACGUCACAGACUGCUACAGCAAGCUGCCACUAUCACCUUCACCUCAAGAUCUGACCGUUCUGAACGCCAUGAGACUUUGGGCGUCCGGCUGCGGUCUGGAGUCCUCGGUCCCCGCCGGACUUGUCAAGCUAGACCAGAAGUUCUCCCAAGUUCGAGAAAUCCCAGUGGAAACAUGCUCCGUUUGUGGCGGAAAUUUACAAGUGGACAACCAUUUGCUGUCCAAGUGUUCAAAAGGUCAUAAAGUCC